AUGGCUGCAGAGAUGGCUCUUGUGAAACCAAUUUCCAAUGUGACUCCCAAAUUUGGCAGCCCCAGAUUGGGUUCAUACUCCAAAUUCAGCUCCAUAAGAAUGUCUGCCACUGCCACCCCACCACCAUCCACCUCCACAAAGCCAAGCAAAAAGGGCAACAAGAAUGUCAUCAAGGAGAGCCUUCUGACCCCAAGGUUCUACACCACUGACUUUGAUGAGAUGGAGACCCUUUUCAACACUGAGAUCAACAAGAACCUCAACCAGGAGGAGUUUGAGGCCUUGCUUCAGGAGUUCAAGACUGACUACAACCAGACCCAUUUUGUGAGGAACAAAGAGUUCAAGGAAGCUGCUGACAAACUUGAAGGCCCCCUCAGACAGAUCUUUGUGGAGUUCCUUGAGAGGUCUUGCACUGCUGAAUUCUCUGGCUUCCUUCUCUACAAAGAGCUUGGAAGGAGACUCAAGAAAACCAAUCCUGUGGUGGCUGAGAUUUUCUCUCUGAUGUCUAGGGAUGAAGCCAGGCAUGCUGGAUUUUUGAACAAGGGUUUAUCUGAUUUCAAUUUGGCUCUGGACUUGGGUUUCUUGACUAAAGCUAGAAAAUACACAUUUUUCAAGCCCAAAUUUAUCUUCUAUGCUACAUACUUGUCUGAGAAAAUUGGGUACUGGAGAUACAUAACCAUAUACAGACAUCUCAAGGCCAACCCUGAGUACCAAUGUUAUCCCAUUUUCAAGUACUUUGAGAACUGGUGCCAGGAUGAGAACAGGCAUGGAGAUUUCUUCUCUGCUCUGAUGAAGGCACAGCCACAAUUUCUAAACGACUGGAAGGCAAAGUUGUGGGCUCGCUUCUUCUGUCUCUCGGUUUAUGUCACUAUGUAUCUCAAUGAUUGCCAACGUACAGCCUUCUAUGAAGGCAUUGGACUUAACACAAAAGAAUUUGACAUGCAUGUCAUCAUUGAGACAAACCGCACAACUGCUCGGAUUUUCCCAGCUGUUCUUGAUGUUGAAAAUCCAGAAUUCAAGAGGAAGCUGGACAGGAUGGUGGAGAUAAACCAGAAGAUUAUUGCUAUUGGUGAGAGUGAUGACAUACAGUUGGUGAAAAACUUAAAGAGGAUUCCACUGGUUGCUGCCUUAGUGUCUGAACUCUUGGCUGCAUAUUUAAUGCCACCAAUUGAAUCAGGGUCUGUAGAUUUGGCAGAGUUUGAACCACAACUUGUGUACUGA
This is a messenger RNA of Sphenostylis stenocarpa, 1218 nucleotides long. Lineage: Eukaryota; Viridiplantae; Streptophyta; Magnoliopsida; Fabales; Fabaceae. The record is from the annotation of a GenBank genome assembly.